Drosophila busckii is the source of this 2646-nucleotide messenger RNA. RefSeq names its product protein windpipe (gene wdp). The coding region runs from base 241 to 2205 and encodes 654 amino acids. The transcript has 2 exons. Gene Ontology annotation, molecular function: protein binding. Lineage: Eukaryota; Metazoa; Arthropoda; Insecta; Diptera; Drosophilidae. The record is from RefSeq and is a predicted model, not a curated record.
UUUAUUCGGCAUUAAGCUUGCUCAUCGAACGGUCGUGUCUCUGUGCGUUGCUCGCUUGAAAACUCAGGCCCCAGCCCAGUUAGUAACGGCGCGGCCCAAAGUGUGUCUCUCUAACCAACAAAAAAGCCGAUCGUGGUUCACAAACUGUGUAGUGCGUGUGCUCAGUUAAAAUAUAACAUAACGCACUGCCGUUCAGUGUUCAUUAGCUAAACGCGCUUGGUUUAUAGCAAACUUAACGCCAUGUCACAAUACAAAACAGCGCUGCUGGCUGCGCUGCUUGCUGCGCUGCUGUGCGUCUAUGCCGCAGCCACGCCCACGCCCACAUCCGCUGCCGGCGAGCACUGCCCCGCCGACUGCCAGUGCAUUCUGUCCCCGCACACGCACAAGCCGCUGGUGCAUGCCAAAUGCAACAGCACCGCCGGAUUGGGUGAGCAGUAUGUGGCCACGCCCGGCGCGUUGCCGCUGCAUUCCAUUGAUUUGUCAUUUGUGGGACUUACGCGCCUGGGCCAUGCGCUGGACACGCUGCCCGAUGUGACUUCGCUGGAUUUGUCGCACAACGAGCUGCACGACUUUGGGCAUCUCGGCAAGCGUUUGAAGAAACUCAAUCUGAAGCACAAUCGCAUUAGCUCGGCUAAGCUGGCGAAGCUGCCGCAGCAUCUGCAGGUGCUGAACCUGCAGCACAAUGACAUAACCUACCUGCCCAUGGAGCUGACGCAUUUGCAGCAGCUGCAGCAGCUGGAGCUUGGACACAACGAGAUCAACUGCUCUUGCGGCACGCUGGAGGUGCGCGACUGGCUGCAGGAGCAGCAUGUGUACAUGGAGAAGCCUGUGGUGUGCAGUCAGCCGCUGGAGGCGCAUGGCAAGCCCUGGCUGCAGCUGAAGAAGUCCGAGAUUUGCGCGAAGGAGCAGCGCGGCUGGUACGAUGACGAUGAGAACGAGCUGAUGAUGGGCGAUCAGCCCAUGAGCGACGAGCCAGAGGAGCACGAGGAAGAGCUGGGCAAGGACUAUUUGAUUAUUGAUGGUAAGAAGGCGGCCAAGUCGGCAGAGCCAGCUGCGCCACCAGCGCUGAGCGAUGUCGAGGGCUCUGGUGACCUCACCGAGAUGAACAUGCAGCUGCAGGCUACGAACAAUGCGCCCGUGACUGUGGCACCACCUGCUGCUGAGCCACAAGCAGCCAAGCUGGAGCAGCAGGAGCAGGAAGAGGAGAGCGAAGAAGGCAGCGGCAGCGGCGGCGGCAUGUUGAUUAUUCCAGCCUUGCUGCCCGAGCAUAACAAUCACGACGACUUUGAGCCACCAGAUGCAGUUGAGGAGCACGACAAGAAGAACGACGACGACGAAUUCGACAAUAAGCCAGUGGAGCAGCCAGCGGUCACAUUCCACUCCCAAGGCAUCUUCGAUAAGGAGGAGCCUGUUAGCGAGGAAGCCAUUGUGCCCAUAGUGCAGACCAAGCUGGACACAGCCGCAGGCAGCGAUGUAGUAACCGAUGGCCCCUUGGCCUCCGACAAGGCCUCAGAGGACAUACUGUCCGCCAAGAUUGGCAAGCAGGAUGACAGCAAUGCCAUCUAUUUGCUGCUUGGCGUCAUUGCGCUCAUUGUGCUGGGACUGAUACUCUUUGUUGCCAUCAAGCGCUGCCGCUACAACAGCAACAGAGCAGCGCGUGAUGCGGAGGCAGCGCGUCAAACUGAGCUGCUGGACAUGGACAAAAAGAAUCUGGGCAAGCCGCUGGGCAAUGGACGCAAUGGCCAUGAGCAUUCACCUUUGAUAGGCGAGAAGAGCAAGCUGGAUGAUGCGCAGAUUGUCAAUGGCAAGAAUCCUUAUGACAACAAGGACAAUGCUGGCGGACAGCCGCUGCUCAAUGGCAAUGGUACUGCCAAUGGCGAUGCCAAGGAUGUGCCCACUGUUAACGAACCGGAGCCAGCAGCACAUGAAUAUUAUCCCAUUACUCCUAGAUAUCCAACGCCACAAUCUCCGCGUGCCUCGAAGUAUGCGCAGCAUCCACAAAACGCCGAGCAGAAUAACAAUGAACCCGAUGGCGCUUAUUUGCCUUCGUCACCCAAGUCCGGACGCUACUCGCCCGUCUAUUCACCCGAAACGGGACGCGUCAAGAUUAAGCUAACGGAGACGCCCAAGCCCAAGACGCCCAUGUUGGUUAAUCGCAGCAAAUCCAAUGCUGGUGAAAUUCAGCUUACGCCUUUGGUAUUAUAAGUGGCCCAGCUAGCAACAACAACAACAAACAACAAUUGGAGCUGCAAUUGGCGUUUCAACUAGAGCUUAGGACAAUCGAUGUACGAGAUUGCAACAAAAACGGUGCUUUGAACAAGAAGAAGAACUAUAACUAUUUGUUUUAAGUUACCGACCGCCUACUUUUGCAACUACAACUCCUUCUACUACAACUACAACUACUCCCCCCCUCUUAACUAUAACCAUUUGUAGUCUAGCACUAAGUAAAUUAAUUAUACUUAAGCAUAUGUCUAGUUUAAUACCAAAGUUUAUGAAAUAUCUUAAAUGUUAAUUUCCAACAUACAAUAUGGAUAACAAACAAACUUUGCAACUACACAACAACAACAGAAAACAAUUUUUUCAACGAACGACAAGCUGCAUGCAGCAUCAGCAUGUGAUGUACACAUAAAAACACAUACAUACAUA